UUUAUAGGACGUCGUUGCACUCCGGACUCUUUAACGCCACGGACCAAACCCGGAAAAGACCAAACUUUUAGACAUGCUAGUUCGGCCUGACAUGGAGGUUUAAGCUUGUUAUAAAGAGUCAUGUUUAGCUUUAAAACACUGCAGAAGAACAGGACAUUUAAAUAUGGAGUACCUAUGGUCCAAAUGUGUUUUAUUUCAGCUUCUGGUGGUUGGAGGUUCUUUUGGCCUGCGGGAGUUUACGCAGAUCCGAUAUGAUGCCCAGAAGAUCAAGAGAAAGUUGGAUCCUUCCCUGGAGGCCCGAGUGAGUAAGCAGGACCAGUCGCUGGUCUUAGAGAAUGAGUAUGAGAAGAUGAAGGAGGCCAAUUUGGAUGAUUGGAAGAACAUCCGCGGCCCGCGGCCCUGGGAGAACUCCAAGGAUUUCCAGGAUCAGCAGCGCAGCAUGCAAAGAUAGGAUCCCACAAAACAAGACCUGAGGACUCAUUCCUUAGCCUCUUGUUGGACAUCCUCUGAGGACAACAUUUGUAGGACACAAAUGGUAAAUAACUAUAUAUAUAAGUAGAUACAUCAGCGUGCUAAGAGACUUGUCUACCUGGUGGUCAUCAUAGUAGGGGCUACUUUUAUAUUGUAAAUAAAUCCUAAAAUGUUUAUUUCUCUACAUACUUUCAUGCAGUUUAAUUUAUUGUCAAUCCAAAAACAUGUGCUUUUAAUUAGAGGUGUCCCUAUACAAUAUCAAUAUCGGUCUGAUAUCAACAACAAAAAUAAGAAGUAUAUCGGACACCGUGUAAAAUGUCCGAUACAAGGAGUCCUGCAGCGUGUUCAUUUGUGCAAAGCUGGCCAGGCAGUUAACAUCUAAAAGGUUGGUCUUUUCUUCGAUUGUAGUCAAGUCAUUUACAAAAAAUAAAUAUGUUAGCAUACAGUCUACUAGGAGCUAACGGCUGCCAGUGUUGGGACUAAGGCGUUACUGUAACGCCGUUACUUUUGGCGGUGAAUAGUAAUAUAACGCGUUAUUUUUUAUAUUCAGUAACUCAGUUACCGUUACUGCUUUAUUUUACGUUAUUUUUUAUGUAUUAUCGGCUAGAAACUGAGAAGAUCUGAGUGUGUUUUAUUGCAGCUCUGCGGAAGAGGCGACAAGAAAGAGGCGCGCUGUAUGUGUGUGUGUGUGUGUGGGAGGUGGCGUGUCUGUGUUUACUAACAAGACAUCAUCGCGAAGCCCGAAGCCGAGUUUCUUAAAAUGGAGAUAUUCUCAAUACUUUUCUUUUGUCGACCACAAAGAAAAUAACAUUUUAGUUAAAUGUAAGUUGUGUCUUGGAUCAAAGAUCCUAUCCUAGCAAUUCAAAUCUGCUGAAACAGCUACAAAAGCAACAUGCUUCGACGAAGCUAGUAAAGAGAGACACACUUCACCUCCUAAGCAACAGCGGCUGGAUUUUAACGAGGCACUGCGCACUGAAGGUACACACUCUUGUCAAUUCUCUUAUAUACUCUUUCAUUCUAGACUUCUAGAGUGUUUGAUUAUCACAUCACUCUAAAUGUAUAGACUAUAAAGUUCACAAACAUAAAGAGGGAUGCUAGUGGGCCAGGCCAAUCUUUCCUUAUCUCUAAACUAAAACUGAGGAAAUGUGUAGAGUGUUCUGGACUUCAGACAUGAUUUUAUUUCAGAAUUCCUUGAGAGAGAAAAACGCCUGGUUAGGCUUUGUGUAUGUAGUGUGUGCCUUUCUUGCUUUACAGCUAUGCUGUUGUUAUGCUGUUUGUUACUUAUGUAUGUUAUGUUGCAGCUAUUUAAAAUAGUUUUGUCAAUUUGUUCUGGCCUGAAACAAAUUGGCCCUUUGAAACAUAUCUUUGGUCUUUGUGUGUUGUAUGUAGACCACAUUGCUUAGCAGAGUUCAGUGAUGCAAAUGCAUGUCAAGUUGAUCAACAGAUUGUAUUAUUCUCCAGUGCAAUAACAGUACUGAAAUGAAGGCUAAAAGGGCAUUAAAUGGGGCCUUAAAAAAUAUAUAUAUAUACAGUAUAUAUAUAUAUAUAUAUAUAUAUAUAUAUAUAUAUAUAUAUAUAUAUACAUAAGUAAUUAAAUAGUUACUUUUCACAGUAACGCAUUACUUUUUGGUUUAAGUAACUGAGUUAGUAACUGAGUUACUUUUGAAAUAAAGUAACUAACUAGUUACCGGUUUUCAGUAACUAACCCAACACUGACGGCUGCACAACAGCAAAGCACACAAGCUGGCUAUUAAUUGGACAAUAUUGCAGUCUAAAAGAGUACAUUUGUUAACAUUAGCAAAUAUGAAAUAAUUAUAGUUGCAUAUUACUCAAGGCAGAAAAGCGUAUUAGAAAGUAUCCAGUAACAAAUGUGUCCACAUAUUUCAAGUUACUCCGUCAUGAGCUUUUUGUGAUUGUGGCCAUUAGGUGUUGCCAGAAAACAAUUACCACUUAAGGCGGUUCAUAAUAAAUACCGUAUUUUUUGGAGUAUAAGUCGCACCGGCCGAAAAUGCAUAAUAAAGAAGGGAAAAAACAUAUAUAAGUCGCACUGGAGUAUAAGUCGCAUUUUUGGGGGAAAUGUAUUUGAUAAAAGCCAACACCAAGAAUAGACAUUUGAAAGGCAAUUUAAAAUAAAUAAAGAAUAGUGAACAACAGGCUGAAUAAGUGUACGUUAUAUGAGGCAUAAAUAACCAACUGGUAUGUUAACGUAACAUAUUAUGGUAAGAGUCAUUCAAAUAACUAUAACAUAUAGAACAUGCUAUACGUUUACCAAACAAUCUGUCACUCCUAAUCGCUAAAUCCCAUGAAAUCUUAUACGUCUAGUCUCUUACGUGAAUGAGAUAAAUAAUAUUAUUUGAUAUUUUACGCUAAUGUGUUAAUAAUUUCACACACCGAAAAAUACGGUAAUGUGUUUUUCAUACCGACCAUUUUUCUCUGCUUGACACAUUUCACUCGAUCAAACCUUUUUCUAACAUUCCACUGUACAAAAUAAAAGUAUUUCUGAUCAUAAUUAUUGAUAAUAUUGGAUCAAUAUCAGUAUGCAUAGGACAAUUCUCAAGACUCCACUAUCAUUAUUGUACCGGAAGUGGUAAAAUUGUAUAGAGGCACCCUUACUACUAUUACACCUUUUUUGUAAAUAAAAAAAAAAAAAACCUCACCUAUGACAGAUUAUUUCCAGUGUCAUUGUUUCACCUGCACGUCAUUUUUUGCAAGCGUAUGCAAGCACAAUGUACCUGCAUUCUUGUUUUUCUACAUCCAGCAGGCACAAGACAUUAAAACAAC
Messenger RNA from Nerophis lumbriciformis (worm pipefish), 3252 nucleotides. It is a transcript of the gene cox16, whose product is annotated as cytochrome c oxidase assembly factor COX16. The record is from RefSeq and is a predicted model, not a curated record. Gene Ontology annotation, biological process: mitochondrial respiratory chain complex IV assembly. Gene Ontology annotation, cellular component: mitochondrial inner membrane. NCBI's taxonomy places the organism in Eukaryota, Metazoa, Chordata, Actinopteri, Syngnathiformes, Syngnathidae.